CCCGAGGCUCUGUACCAAGCUUUUAUACAACGUACCUACCGCUCACCUUUACGACAACCUCCCACUCCCUAAAUACCCACCACAGUCCUAACAACACAUCAUCACAAACGCCAAAAUGGGUAUGAAAGGACGUUGCCAAUGUGCGAACGUCGAAUUCGAAACCCCAACGGACAAACCACUAGGUCUAUACGUCUGCCACUGCACCCAAUGCCAACACCAGAGUGCCUCUGCUCACGGCAUCACCGCCAUCUUCCCAUACUUUGAUCUCCCCUCAUCCGCCGCCGACCGCGUGGGUGUCUGGACGCGCCCCACACUGAAGGGCCGAUUAAUGGAGUGCGUAUUCUGCAAGAACUGUGGUGUUCGCCUUUUCCACCGUUUUCAGGAUUCGAUGCCAGCGCCCGGGGUGAAGCCGGGUCCUACGGCGACGACGAAUGUGAAGGGUGGGUGUUUGCUGGGGUUGGAUAAGGAGAUGAUGAAGAGUGCUGUGCAUUGUUGGACACAGCAUGCGAUCGUUGAUAUCCCGGAGGGCGUGGAGAGUUAUGCGACCGAGCCGCCGCGGCCGACUCAAGCGCAAACGAAGAGCUGAGUGAAGAUUCGAUAUUUUCGAUGCUGGUUCACGUUCCUCCCAAAUGGAAACAAAUACAUGAAACUGUUGGCCUAUAUAUGCUCAGAUAGCUUCUACUG
Penicillium brasilianum is the source of this 684-nucleotide messenger RNA. The record is from the annotation of a GenBank genome assembly. NCBI's taxonomy places the organism in Eukaryota, Fungi, Ascomycota, Eurotiomycetes, Eurotiales, Aspergillaceae.